GUUGUUCUUAGCCGUUGCUGCAUUCGUAUUUUCGGCGUCGGUUAUUUGUUUUAUACUUUUUAUUUCAAUUAUUGGUUUAUAGCGGACAUGUCGAGAAUGGCUAAAAGAUCACGUUCGAGGUCGCCCGCAUCUGUUCGCACCCGUUCUCAAUCGCCUAAAAAAUGGAGGAAACCUGAUCGAAGAGGAAUGGCCGAUCGAGGUGACAAGAAAGAGGAGAGGGUGAGAGUCUACGUUUCUAAUUUACCUUACGAUGUCAAGUGGCAAGCACUAAAGGAUAUUUUUAAAGACAAAGUUGGAAAUGAUGUUACAUAUGCCCAGCUGUACGAAGAUUUGGAUGGAAAGCCAGUCGGAGCGGGAGUUGUAGAGGUCAGAAAUCGUGAGACGGCAAUGAAAGCCAUCGAGGAAUUGGACAGAUUUGAAAUCAGAGGAAGGAAGAUCAUAGUGAGAGAGGAAAGAGAAAAAGACAGACAGAGACACAACCGGGAUCUUGGUCUGCACAGGAAUGAAGGUGGGAUGCCAAUAAGUGGUGGAAGUGGAAAUUUUAUGGGAGGACCAAACAUGAUGUCAGGAGGUGGAGCACCUCAAGGAUUCACUGCUGAUUGGUUGAACCAGUUAGGCAUUGAUGUCACUCAAAUCACUAACCAAGUUUUCGUUGCUAAUCUAGAUUAUAAGGUGACCAAGUCAAAACUCGAGGAGGUAUUCAGGAUGGCUGGCAAUGUCAUUGAGGCAGAGUUGAAGUUGGACAAGGAUGGCAAGAGUAGAGGGCUGGGUAUUGUCAGAUACGAACAUCCCAUUGAAGCAGUUCAAGCCAUAUCCCUCUUCACGAAUCAGUUCAUGUACGAUCGACAAAUGCAUGUCCGCCUGGACAGAUGGGUUGAACCGAUGUUGCAGGACAUUCCAUCAAGACUUCCCACAGGAUUGAAGAGCAUUGGCAUUGGCAUGGGAGCACAGGGACAACCAUUGCUCAAUAUUGGGGAAAUUGCAAAUACUUUAACAUUGAGCAUAUUGCUUGGACAAACAAACAACCAACACCCACCACCAGCAAUUAACAUGAACAACAACAACAUUCCUAUGAACCAUCCCAUCCAAAAUAAUGCCAACCUUGCCACCAACCUACUUGGAAAUCUCAGCAACAAUAAUCUCGGUAAUCUCGGAAAUUUGACUAACCUGAUAAACCCUGGUGCUAAUUUGGGUGGUCUGGGUUCAGGUGCAGGGGCAUUGGGUGGUCAACUCAUACCCCAGCAAGCUAAUGCUGGUAACAUGGUCACUCAAACUGCUCAGGCCAUUUUGAAUACAUUGGGACUGAAUGCCCUUACUGGCCUUGGAGGUUUGGAUUUAGCAGCAAAUUUGGGAGGUGUUGGAGGAAUGGCUGCAGGAGUUGGCGGAAGUAAUGCAUUAGGGAUUGGAGUUCAGAAUUCUGCUGAUAUCGGGCACAGUCUCAUCAAUCAGAAUAUGUCGUUUAGUGCUAUGCAGAAUGUUGGCUAUGACAACAGAGAUGGUCGUGGUUCAAAUUUUGAUAGAAAUUCUGGUGGGGAUAUUACAGCUGUGUUUAUUAAAAAUCUCCCUUUCAACUUUUCAGCAAAUAACCUGUACGAGAAAUUCCGUGUUUAUGGUGACAUAAAGUAUGCUGACAUAAAGACAGAUUCCGCUGGCAGGUCGAGAGGCUCUGCUGUUGUUCAAUAUUUCAAUGCUGACUCUGCCCGUAGAGCUAUCUGUUUAGCACACGGAUCAAUGGUAGAUGACAGACAGAUCGAAGUCAAAUUGGAUCGUUUGGCGUGAGUGAAGUGGCUAAAUGGAGAAUAAAUUUGUUGACAAACUGAUCUUCUCCAUGUUACUCUUCAUCACCAUCAUCACAUUUGUCUUCAUUUAUCAAAUGGAUGAUAGGUAGUAAGAUUGUAUAUAUAUAUAUAUAUAUAUAUAUAUAUAUAUAUAUCAAUAUAUAUAUAUGUGUGUGUUAUAUAUUUAUAUAUGUGCAUGUAUUCUUGACAAUUUCUCUAGUAUAAAAGCGUGUUUAACUUGUAGAUGGGUUUUGUUGCUGUGGACUUUUUUAAUGGACAUCUUUUAAAAAUAAAACAACUUAGUGUUUAUUUUUAUAAUUUGCGCAUGAAUAAAUUUGGUUGUUGAUCGGUUGUCAACUGUUGCAUCUUUGCUUAUUUUAAAUUUAAGAUAUGAUAUUCAAGUUGACAGCUUAGUAAUAACGGGUUGAAUAUUGGUUGAAUGUCAUGUGAAAGAUUUUGUUGUUCAUGGUUGGUUUCAAUGACGUUAGCUGUUUUAAAUCUUUUGUUGAAUUAUUGGUUUGUGCCGACUGGACAUUCAUUUGGUACAUGUUCUGGUUGGAUUGUUUGAUGAAGUUCAUUUUUUUGGCAGGUUAGCAAUUCAUUUUAAACGUUUGAAUGUUAAUGUUUUGUAAGAGUAUCAAAUUUUAAUUCAUUGCUUUGAAGUCUGGUUCGAUUUUUCUAUUUUUAUUAACAGUUUAAAAAUCUGGCAAACAUG
Messenger RNA from Helobdella robusta, 2493 nucleotides. RefSeq lists its product as hypothetical. The record is from RefSeq and is a predicted model, not a curated record. Gene Ontology annotation, molecular function: mRNA binding. The transcript is spliced from 14 exons. Gene Ontology annotation, cellular component: nucleus; cytoplasm. Bases 88 to 1779 code for a protein of 563 amino acids. NCBI's taxonomy places the organism in Eukaryota, Metazoa, Annelida, Clitellata, Rhynchobdellida, Glossiphoniidae.